AUGGGGAAUUUUUAUGAGAUUCUGAACCGUUACAGCGGCGACAUCAUGGUGCUGAACUACGAAAACUUCCUCCAGAAUCCGCUUCCGGUGAUAAAGAGAAAGCCGAACCUGGACCGACUGAAGAAAAAUGCCAUUUACCAUGCUACGAAAAGUGCCUCAGAAGCUGGCGCCGCUGGGAGUGCCGAUGCGCCGGACUCGAUCGUCCGCGUGCUCAACAACCGACAGUUUGGUCUCGGCGAGCGACACGGACCGUUCAUGCGGAGCACCGUUUGCCGUAUCAACAACCACUUUCGACCGAACGCGUUCGUCGAUACCGUGCAGAAGUGCGACAUGAAGGUGUUCUGCGGCAAGUUCACGGGCGACGGGAAUCAGUUCAUCACCGCCAGCCAGGACACCAUGAUACGGGUGUACGACUCGUCCCAGUGCCAGUAUCGGCUGCAGCGCACGAUGGAAGCGAAGCACGUGUCGUGGUCAAUACUCGACGUUGAUUUCAGCCCCGACGGCCAAUCGUUCGUUUACAGUACCUGGGCCGAUGCAGUGUUCGUCGCAAGUCUGGACAAUCUAUCAUCGGAUGGCAUACAGUGUUUGUACCUAAACUCGGAGAGUCAGAAGCUGGGCGUGUUUAGUGUGUGCUACUCGAGUUGCGGCAAGCACAUUCUGUGCGGCGCCAACUAUGGUUACAUGUUUGCGUACGACCUUAACACCGCCUGCUGCACGCUGAAGGCACCGAUCUCGACGGAGCGGCCAGACGUGAACGCGGUCGGCUUUGUUGAUGAGUCGUCGAACAUAUUUUUCAGCGGCAGUGAUCAUGGCAUCAUCAAGCUUUGGGACCGGCGAUGCAUGAACGAGUCCAAUCCGGAGGCGGUCGGUAAAUUGGUUGGCCACAGUGAUGGUAUUACCUUCAUCGAUUCCCGCAACGAUGGGCGCUACAUCAUCUCGAACUCAAAAGACCAGAGCAUCAAACUGUGGGAUCUUCGUCACAUGUCGCCGUCUACCACCCGCCGGAACAUGCACUACCGCAACUGGGACUACCGAUGGGACGACGUACCGAAGCGAUUCUUUAACGCACCAAGAACUCUAUCCGGCGACACCAGCAUUGUGACGUUCCGCGGGCAUAAGGUUCAAAAGAGCU
Molecule: messenger RNA, 1132 nt
Organism: Anopheles cruzii
Lineage: Eukaryota; Metazoa; Arthropoda; Insecta; Diptera; Culicidae
Product: DDB1- and CUL4-associated factor 11-like
Exons: 6
Biological process (GO): proteasome-mediated ubiquitin-dependent protein catabolic process
Cellular component (GO): Cul4-RING E3 ubiquitin ligase complex
Molecular function (GO): protein binding
Source: RefSeq, a predicted model, not a curated record